This is a messenger RNA of Erpetoichthys calabaricus (reedfish), 2639 nucleotides long. RefSeq names its product WW domain binding protein 4 (gene wbp4). Gene Ontology annotation, cellular component: precatalytic spliceosome; nucleus. The record is from RefSeq and is a predicted model, not a curated record. Gene Ontology annotation, biological process: mRNA splicing, via spliceosome. NCBI's taxonomy places the organism in Eukaryota, Metazoa, Chordata, Cladistia, Polypteriformes, Polypteridae. The transcript has 10 exons. The coding region runs from base 137 to 1246 and encodes 369 amino acids. Gene Ontology annotation, molecular function: zinc ion binding; RNA binding; protein binding.
CCUCGUCGCGAUCCGUACAUUCGUGCUCAAUACUUGCGAAUGUGUCAUGGAGGAGUGAAGUUAGCUGGAGGCAACCUUCGGUGUGGUUUUAAAAAACGCAGUUUAUAUAACAGUGAUUUAGGAUUAUCUGACGAGAAUGGCUGAUUAUUGGAAGUCUCAACCAAAGAAAUUUUGUCAGUACUGCAAGUGCUGGAUUGCAGACAAUAAGCCGAGCAUUGAAUUUCAUGAAAGGGGAAAGAACCAUAAGGAAAAUGUUGCAGCCAAAAUUGCAGAGAUUAAGAAAAAGAGUGUUGAGAAAGCUAAGCAAGAAGAGAAGAUGUCCAAAGAGUUUGCAGCGAUGGAAGAAGCUGCACAGAGAGCCUAUGAAGAAGAUCUGAAAAGACUACAGGCCGAAGUAGCUCCAUCAGCCUCAACAGGAGUUACAAGUAAACCAUCGUCAAAUACAUACAGACAGCCACAAUAUAAACAAGAAACUCCAAAACAUAAAAGAGACAAUAUAUGGGUGGAAGGUAUCAGCGAUGAUGGUUACACUUACUACUAUAACACUGUUACAGGGGAAUCUCAAUGGGAAAAACCAGAAGAAUUGCAGAACAGUUCAAAAUCUAAAGUUGAAACUGAAAAAAAGAGAGAGGAACAAUCAGGCAGUAACUGGAUAGAAGCUGUAACUUCAGAUGGCUAUACAUAUUAUUACAAUUCAUCUACUGGAGAGUCAACAUGGGAGAAACCAGAAGAUUUUAUUCCUAAAUCUGAUAGUGUCGAAAGUACAGAGGAGACAGUGGCACCAGAAACAGAGAAAAUUUUAAAAAAUGAUUCAGAGGAGCUGCAGAGUAUAGAGGAAAAAGAUGAUGAUGGAGAGAAAGAUGUAGAAGAAGAGCAAACACCUGAAGAAGAAGAGAAAACUGAAACUUCGAGUGGGAGUAGUGAAUCAGAAGAAGAACAAAGUGAGAAAGAGGAAAUACCAUCAUCCCAAGAAACAGAAAAAAAAUCUAAUCCUUAUGGAUCAUGGGAACAAAUACAAGAGGAGGAAGAUUCAUAUGAACAAGUUGAUCUGCAACUUCCUGAAGUUGAAAGCUACUAUUCUGGAGUAUCAAGUGCUUCUUUGCCCCCAGAGCCUACAGUCAAGUUUAAAGAGCGCACCAUUACUUCUCUUGGAGAUGAAACAAGUGAAGAAGCAGUUGGCUUUAAAAGGAGAAAACUUGAAAAUGGGAAAUCUAGAAACCUUAGGCAACGGAAUGAAAAUGAGUAGACUGCAUUUAGUCAUUGAGAGACUGAAAUUACAGGCUCUCUGCAUUCCUGCCUGCCUGAGUAAUUUUACUGGGAUAUUCUUGCUGGGUUUAGGAGAAGAGUGCUCGUUUUUUAAACUGGUAAAAGCAGCACUAGCUGUAAGCAUUAUGGCAUUUUCUGUUUGAACUGUCAUAAGUAAUAAGUGUAUAACUUGUUUUUAGUUGAAUCACAUUUUAGUGAGUAAAUUACUAGGAUAUUCUAUUUUCAUUGUGUGCAAGCAUAAAUGCAAAAGGUUUGACUUCAGUUUUGUGUUGAAAAUUUGCAUUUAUUUAAAAUUUAGUGAUGUAAGAAGACUGGUUUACCCAUAAUUAAAGUUUGACUAGUACAAGACAUUUUGGGCAUACAGAAGUAAAAAUAUUUUGGCAAUGUAACAGUAUGUUAAACUGAUAAGUUCCAUACACCUGCAUUGAAACAACUGAAAAGGCUUUCUUGUGUUUAUGAUCUCCUGUAUUUACAAAGGUAAAAGCAGGAAAAAGACACAUUUGGUACAAAUUAAGUCUGUGGAGUAACUCAAAUUGUUUCCACUUGUGUUCUGUCAGUAUUGCCAUUAUCUUUGAGUUUUUUCUUCAGUCAGUUGACACUGCUUUGAUUUUUUUUCUGCCAGAAGGAAUUGCAUAUUUCUUAUAAGUAAGUUAUAUAGUUUAAUCAAAUUCUGAGUGCUGAAUAUCUCUUCUGGUCUUGAUUAUGUGACAAAGUUAAAAAUGCUUCCAUUGAGUGCUGUCUCAUGUUUAAAAGAAUCACUAUGCUUAUUUCAGAUUUUUAACAGAAAGUAAUUCAAAAACAUGUAAAAACUAACAGUCCUUUGAAUGCUUGCUGACUCGAUCAUAUGGGAUCCUGCAGAAUAAUUUAAUUAUGUUACUAAUGGCAAAUAUUUUAAUAUGAGGUUAAUAUGCUGGGGUUAAAAGUGGCUAGUGUGGAUUUGCACUCAUUUGAAGAACUCAUUCUUGGUUUUCAGCAUGGUUUGCUAUAUAAAGUGUGAUGUCAUUACUAGCGAAUAAAGUCACAUGAUUACAGUUUCCAUUUUUGGAAAUUUCUCAUUCUGAUCAGGAUAAAUGACAGCAUUUUGAUAAGUUGUCAAUGUAUUGAAUAUUUUCAAUCUUAUUAAAAAAUGUAAUGAUGGAAAAAAUAAAUAAAUAAUGAAGAGACCUGACUACGUUAUCAAAGAAGUGCUUAACACUUUUACUCAUGGGUAUCAGUUGUCAAUUUAUUCACAUUGAAGACAGUUUAAAUGUGUAGCAAUGUUCUUGAUUAUCUUCAAAAUGUUUCUUCUCAGCACUCUGUAUUUCUAUGACAACUGUAAUACACUUCACCUCACACAUUUAAGAAAAGAUUUCACAUAAAAUACUUAUUUUUAA